ACGCUACGCCGGCGGUGAGCGCACUAUGCAGUGCGGUAGUGCGGUCUGAUAGCUCUAGUGCGAAGGAGGAUCUAGAUCUAGGUCCAUUCACGGUUAUUUUUCGGCUCUUCUAUGGACGCACAACUUCUCGUUUCAUCUACGGAAGUAAACACAGACUGACUCAGAAGGAAUUCGCCAAGCGGAGUUAAAAUCUUUCUUCAUUAAACCUGCUUUUUCAUCGGAGCAAACAUGUAUCGCGUGCGGGCGUUGACAGCAGUCACGUUUGGGAUGGUGCAGUGUUUUCGGCGCGUACACAGAGCCAGCACGCGCCCGCCUCAGCAUCGCAGAUUGCUUCUGGCUGCUCUGGCAGGAGUGACGGGCAUCUCUGCAACUACAGGACUCCUCUGGAACAAGGCUUAUGCCGAGGCAGCCUCGUCUGUCAAGCUCGAGGAGGAGCUGCAUGAGGAGGAAGCAGCGAAAGAUGCGAACGCAGAUUCGGACAGCGUGGUGGAGUCCGGCAGCAGUGAUGAGGACGACGAGAGCUCAGAGGGCAAGAAGAAGAAACAGAGAGUCGGCUUCCGUGACCGUAAGGUGAUGGAGUACGAGAACCGUAUCCGAGCCUACUCCACCCCUGACAAGAUCUUCCGCUACUUUGCCACACUGAAGAUCAUCAGCGAGCACGGGGACGCCGAGGUGUACAUGACGCCACAGGACUUCAUCCGCUCCAUCACGCCUAAUGAGAAGCAGCCAGAGAACCUAGGUCUGGAUCAGUUUGUGGUGAAACGCUAUGAUGGAAAGGACUUCUGGCAGACAGAGAAGAUUGCUCAGGAGCGAGAGAAGUUUGCGGACGAGGACAGCAUCUUCUAUACGCUCGGGGAGUGCGGCCUCAUCUCCUUCUCCGACUACAUAUUCCUCACCACCGUCCUCUCUACACCUCAGAGAAAUUUUGAGAUCGCCUUCAAGAUGUUUGAUCUUAAUGGGGAUGGUGAGGUGGACCUGGAGGAGUUCGAGCAGGUGCAGAGUAUAAUCCGCUCUCAGACCAGCAUGGGCAUGAGGCACAGGGAUCGCUCCACUACGGGAAACACUCUAAGGACGGCCGGCUGCAGCUCGGCUCUCACCACCUACUUCUUCGGAGCGGACCUCAAGGGCAAACUGACCAUCGGCGCGUUCCUGGAAUUCCAGAGGAAACUCCAGCAUGAUGUUCUCAAGCUUGAGUUUGAAAGGAAUGACCCAAUGGACGGCAGAAUCACAGAGAGGCAGUUUGGUGGAAUGCUUCUGGCCUACAGUGGUGUACAGUCACGUAAACUUAAACAGAUGCAAAAAGGACUGAAGAAGAUGUUCAAAGAUGCACAGGGGAUCACGUUUGAAGAAGUGGAGAAUUUUUUCACAUUUCUGAAGAACGUGAACGACGUGGACACGGCGCUGAGUUUCUACCACAUGGCUGGUGCCUCUAUAGACAAAGCCACUAUGAAGCAAGUGGCUCGCACUGUAGCGAAGGUGGAGCUGUCGGAUCACGUGUGCGACGUGGUGUUCGCCUUGUUCGAUUGUGACGGUAACGGCGAGCUGAGCAACAAGGAGUUCAUAUCCAUCAUGAAGCAGAGGCUGAUGCGAGGGCUUGAAAAGCCCAAGGACAUGGGCUUUACUCGCCUGGUGCGUGCUAUGUGGAAGUGUGCGCAGGACACAGCAUGGGACUUCGCCAUGCCUAAACAACAGUAGUAGGAAAGAGAGAGAGAAAGCAGUGAGAGAGGGUUUAAAAAAAAACAAUAAAAAAACGAGUGUGAGCGAGAGAGACAAAGAGCAGCUUUGUGUGCAGCCAACUAAAUUAAGUAAUGAACUGAAGUUGGCAUGUAAUAAAUCAUGCACAUGCUGCUGUAGUGGCCAAUGCUGCUACAUGAGGAGAGGUGUGUGUGUGAGGAGUGUGUGUGUGUGUGUGUGUGUGAGUGUGAAUGUGUGUGUGAGUGAAUGAAUGUGCGGGUGAGUGAGAGAGAGAGAGAGAAGGACUCCAGCUUCUCCACUUUAGUCCCUUCCCAGCUCACACUUCUUAUAGUCUGCCACAUAUGUGCAAAUAUCACAGGCAAGAAUUUUAAGAUGUUUAUCCAUACUGAGAAAAGAGCCUUUAAUACACGUAUAAGGAUGGUUGUGCAUGCAAAAUGUAUCUGUGACCAUUUUCAUUUUAGAAUGACUUGCGAUCCUGAGCUCAUGUCUGUGCAGCGUUCAUGUGGGUUUCCUCCGACCUCCUAAAAACAUGCAGAUAGAUGCGUCGGAGAUUAUAAAUGUGGGUUAAUGGUGCCCUGUGAUGCACUGCUGUCCCACCCAGAGUGUAUUUCUAGUUCACGGAUGCUAAUGGAAUGGCCAAUGGGUCCCGCCGCAACGCCUUACCAGGAUAAAAAGGGUCACUGAAGAUGAAUAAAUGCAUUAUAAUGGUACUUGUCAAUGGUAAAUAAUUCUAACGUAGACCCUAAAUUGAUGAUAAAAUUCCUUUUCAGAAGCAUGAAUUAUGAUUAUCCACGUGGGUCUGUUUAUGUACACAUACAAGACAAGACACUACGCAAGCCAUGUAUGUUUAAAACACACAUCAUAUCAGCCAGAUCAAGGUUAAACUUUGUGUAAACAGAUUUCAGUUCUUUUCCUAGUACAGAAAAAAAAACGUGUACGUUCCACUGCCUGCGGCACUCAGAUGUGUGAUAUAACCUAGUGAGAAUGCUGGAGUUCUUCUAAGGGCUGAGGGGAUUGUCGGAUGUUCUGCAAGCGUUGUUGACAAGCACUGAAACGCUGCAAAGCUCUUCAAAAGGUCUUUGAUUUAGAGCUCUCAAAGCAAAUCUAUGUCUGUUUUAAAGGACGCAUACAGAAAAGCCAAAUCCUAGCACUCAGCAUUACAGUGUACUUUAUAACUUUUUUUUUAUACAUAAUAUAUAAUUAUAAAGUGGCUAUGGGUGUGAAAAAAAAGCUUAAUUGAGAACAUGAUGCUAUGUACAUGAAUAUCUAUUAUUGAAUGAGUGUGACUGAUGUUCAGAGUUACUAUAUUAAACCAUUUUUCAUGA
Molecule: messenger RNA, 3020 nt
Organism: Tachysurus fulvidraco (yellow catfish)
Lineage: Eukaryota; Metazoa; Chordata; Actinopteri; Siluriformes; Bagridae
Gene: micu1
Product: mitochondrial calcium uptake 1
Exons: 14
Coding region: 229-1695 (488 amino acids)
Biological process (GO): calcium import into the mitochondrion; mitochondrial calcium ion homeostasis
Cellular component (GO): uniplex complex
Molecular function (GO): calcium ion binding
Source: RefSeq, a predicted model, not a curated record